Corythoichthys intestinalis (scribbled pipefish) is the source of this 1698-nucleotide messenger RNA. RefSeq names its product chromosome 14 C5orf22 homolog (gene c14h5orf22). Lineage: Eukaryota; Metazoa; Chordata; Actinopteri; Syngnathiformes; Syngnathidae. The transcript is spliced from 10 exons. The record is from RefSeq and is a predicted model, not a curated record. Bases 171 to 1520 code for a protein of 449 amino acids.
AGGGAUAGAAGACGAAGAAGAAAGACAACACCACCCACAACAGCAACGUACUGUAUUUAGUCAGCUAUACUGAUAACUACAGUCGAUUUCUUGUGUGUUACUGAUGAGUUUGACAAGUUUAUAUAUCAGUUUUUUUAUUUGUCGUAGUUUAACGCGUUGACGAUUUUAUUAUGACUUUUGUUCAGCCACCGCGUGUAUAUAAACACCUGCCGGUCUGGAUCGUGGAGGACCACCACGAUGUGGUAUGCCAUAUAUAUCGUGCCAUUGCAUCAAGACACCUCCCCAUGAAGAACAUUAAGCUUGUGCAUUUGGACUCCCAUCCAGAUCUGCUUAUUCCGGUCAACCUGUGUGCCGACGUGGUUUUUGAAAAGGAGAAGUUGUUUAGUGAGCUGAGUAUAGAAAACUGGAUCAUGCCCAUGGUUUAUGCUGGCCACAUAUCUUGCGUGGCUUGGUUGCAUCCCUACUGGUCGCAGCAAAUCGCGGAGGGGGAACACAAAAUGACUGUCGGGAAAGACUCCUCCACGACCACCAUCAGGGUGACAAGUAAGGAUCAUUACUUCCUCAGCGAUGGCCUGUAUGUUCCGGAGGAGCAGCUUGAAAACCCAAAACAGCUCAUAUUAAAUGUGGUCAAAGUCAAUUAUCAGCAGUCCUUUCCGGACACGAAAACAGAAGAGGACUCAGAUCCCCAGCUGGCCAAGAAACCCAGACGAGAGGCCCCUUCCUCUCAAGCCCUUUCAUCGACGGGUAUUCUUCCACCUGCUGUUGUCAGUAAAGACGCUGGACAAGAAGAAGAGAAAAGUACUUUUAAAGGAGAUCAAAGUGGUGAAGAUGAAGAAGGAUCUACAAGUUACGUUGUGAAGAGAAUCUCCACUUUUCUGGGUCGCACAGAUCCCUACAUCCUGGAUAUUGAUUUGGAUUUCUUUUCCUGUAAGAAUCCCUUCAAGGAGUUAUAUACCGAGGAGGAAUUUGCCAUCCUUCAGGAACUUUACAACUUCAAAGGACCUCUUCCUGAUGCUAACCAGGAGGAGCUUGACGAGUGCGUCGAUCGUCGCAUACGGCAAUUAGAAGACUUAGAAGCGGCAUUCGCCGAUCUACUCGAAGACGAUCGGGAGGAAAUUGUUUCACAAUGGGUCAGCAAACUAGGAAAGUCGUGUUUUCUGCGCCUGGUAUCCAGUUUGAAGUCGAGAAAUCCUCACCCAGAUUAUGAAAUGGUACAUCAGGCAGGUUUAACAUGCGACUCCAUCGAAUUGCCUCAUCAUAUUAGCUCCGAUGAAGAGAUUGACAGACUCAUCUCUGCUGUGCAAAGCCUACUGAAGCACCUGCCCAAACCUACUCUGGUGACAAUGUCCAGAUCCAGUCUAGAUGAAUACUGCCCUACAGAACAAGUGGCUUCCAUCCAAAGCAAAGUAUUGACUGUACUAGAAGAACAAUAUGGACCAUUGGACAUAGAAAAGGACUAUGAAAAUACCAACAGCACAGAGGUUCAUGACCAACUAGCUCAGACCACCUCAGAACAUUAAAAAUUGGAAACUUCACUGAACACUAGAAGUCUUUUUUUCAGAGACCUCAUGCUAUAUUGAUGUUUUAGAAUAUAGUAUUAUAUACAGAUUAUAAUUUCAAUAUCACAGUGACAACAGUGUUACAUUCAUUAGUAGAUGUAAAAACAAUAAAAAUAAAAUAAAAAAAGAUUUCACAGUA